ACCUGCUCCUGGCAUGUCCCCAGUAAUACCCCGCUCCCAUGUUGCUCUCCGCAAUGCUCGUCGGGAGCAUCCACCUACAGUACGCUGUCUUCUCUGGGGGGCACACGAGCAGCGCGCGUCUUCGGCGCUGGCAGCAAGGCGACGGCCUGCAAACCUCGCCACUCGCCUGGCCCUUCUUGGGCGCUUCCUCCACCUAGCGCCGCCGUUGGCCAUGCGGUCGGUAGAUUUUGACAUCGGUUUAUUAUGUCCGCCACGGUGCUACAAGUAGCUCUCCCAUACUCGCCCGGCCCCUGCAUCCAUCCACGGCGAUCGCUACCCAGUCCAGACAGUGGCUUCGCUUUUAUCCCUUCCGACCAACCCAGGGCAGAGCGCUAACAAUGUUCCGUCACCCGAGAUGUAGGUCCGGGACAACGAUAAAAGCCAAGGUUGAGUCCCAGGUUUUUCCAGCAGAGCCCAGAGCAGUCGUCCUUCACUAUCAAUUUCUCAAUCACUCUCGACAUGAGGCUCCAGAAACCGCUAAGUGCCAUGCUGCUUGGCACAUGCCCCGUUCUUGCAUAUCCACAAUGCCCGUCCAAUGGCACAGCGCCUGCCGACUUCAGCGCAAACUGCGCCGACCUCGCCUCCAAACUCGUUAUUGAUGGGGGUGUUGUUCAUGCUGUAGAGCUCAUCACGGCCGACACAAACUUCAGUGCCCCCAUUUACAACCAGACGUGCGCCGAUGGGUCUCAAUUCCAAGUCAUGUCCGUCGACAUGUGCCGCGUUGCCGUCUACGUCUCAACCUCUGAGCGAUCAGGCUUCAACAUGGAGGCAUGGCUACCAUCCAACUAUACUGGCCGGUUCCUUGCCACUGGCAACGGCGGUCUGAAUGGAUGUAUGGAUUUCUCCAAAUUGGGAUACGCGUCCAACUUGGGCUUUGCUGCUAUAGCCACCAACAAUGGGCACAAUGGAACAAAUGGUGACCCCUUUUAUAAAAACCCGGACGUCGUCGAAGACUUUGCAUACCGAGCUCUGCGUAACGGUGCCAAGGUCGGAAAGCAAAUUACCCAAACCUUUUACGGCAAGCCACAGGACAAGUCUUACUACCUUGGAUGUUCAACAGGUGGUCGCCAAGGCUUCAAAAUGGCCCAGGAUUUCCCGGGUGAAUGGGACGGCAUCCUUGCCGGAGCCCCUGCAAUUGCUUUCGACAAUCUUACGUCGUGGUCUGGUUCUUUCUAUACCAUUACUGGCCCGCCCGACGCUCCAACCUUUGUCACCUCAGCACAAUGGGCUCAAGUCGAAGCUGACGUCAUGAAGCAAUGCGACACAAUUGACCAUUACAAAGACGGUAUCAUCGAGAACCCCUUGCUUUGCAAGUACGAUCCCUCGGGCCUUGCGUGCAGUCCAGGCAGCAACUCUACUACCUGUUUGACACCCGACCAAUUUGCUACCGUCAAAACCACCUUCUUGCCGCUCCGAAACGACCAAGGCGACCUGGUUUAUCCGGCCCUACAGCCAGGUGCUCAGGCGGUUGCCGCCUUUAUCAUUUUCACAGGAAGACCCUUUCCCUACACCACUGACUGGUUCCGCUAUGCCCUCUACAAUGACCCAACCUGGGACCCUGCAACCCUAGGCUCCAAAGACUACGACAGGGCCGCACAGCUCAACCCCUUUAACAUCCAGACAUUCAAUGGCGAUCUGAGUGGUGUGAAGAACAACGGUACCAAAAUCCUGCACUGGCACGGCGGCGCCGAUCCUGUCAUCUCGAGUGAAAACAGCGCUCGGUACUAUGAACAUGUGCGUAAAACCAUGCAACUAGCACCCGAAGAACUGGACGAGUUCUACCGCUACUUCAUCGUCAGCGGAACCAGCCACUGCGCAGGAGGAGUUGGUGCGCAUGCCAUUGGACAGGACGAGGGCGAAAUCAAUGGCUAUGACCCCAAGCACAACGUCCUCAUGGCUUUGGUGGAUUGGGUAGAGAAUGGUAACGCGCCUGAGACUAUUAUCGGUACUAAAUUUGUCAACGACACACAAGCUCUUGGUGUUGAGUUUGAACGCGCGCACUGCAAGUUUCCCAAGAGCAACCAAUACAAAGGCGAGGGCGACCCUACUCUUCCAGAGAGCUGGGAGUGCGUCGAGAAGGAGAUGGUGGUGCCGCAGUAA
Molecule: messenger RNA, 2139 nt
Organism: Exserohilum turcica Et28A
Lineage: Eukaryota; Fungi; Ascomycota; Dothideomycetes; Pleosporales; Pleosporaceae
Exons: 2
Coding region: 499-2139 (546 amino acids)
Source: RefSeq, a predicted model, not a curated record